Molecule: messenger RNA, 1605 nt
Organism: Colletotrichum scovillei
Lineage: Eukaryota; Fungi; Ascomycota; Sordariomycetes; Glomerellales; Glomerellaceae
Product: major facilitator superfamily transporter
Exons: 4
Coding region: 1-1605 (534 amino acids)
Biological process (GO): transmembrane transport
Molecular function (GO): transmembrane transporter activity
Source: RefSeq, a predicted model, not a curated record
AUGGAGACAGACACAAAACCCACAGCCGGGAGUGAUGUUGAGCGAGGGAGCUCAUACACAGGCAGCGUUCUUCCAGAGACUAAGGAAGUCGUCGAUGGAGCGUCGCCCAACAAACACCCCAGAGAUGGCAUGGCGGCAUGGCGUUGGCCAUGCAUUCAAUCUGCCUUCUUCCUUGGAGGCAUGCUGCUUGGAUACGAUGUCAGUAACAUUGCGAACAUCCAACCACCGAUCUACGAAGCCUUCGGCCAGGUCCAUCUCCUGCCAUGGGUUGCGACAGGUUACACAGCAACCCAAGUCUGCAUGGUUCCCCUCGUCCGCAAGCUCGCGCUUCUGGGCCAUGUAAAGCUGCAGAUUGUUGCCUACACCUUGAUCUUUCUCAUUGGUGCAGCCGUGUCUGGUUCUGCCACCAGCAUGAACUCCGUCAUUAUCGGCCGCGCGGUUUCAGGAGUUGGAGGUGCUGGAAUCUACCAGCUCUGUAUCUUGGUCAACGUCCUUCUCACUACUCCAGCAGAGCUUCCUCGUGUCCAAGGUAUCAUGGCUGUCUCAUGGGCAAUUGGACUGACAUUAGGCCCCGUAAUCGGAGGAGCCUUCGCCGAGAACCAGAGCGCUACUUGGAGAUGGGUUGGCGUCAACACGCCCCUUAUCGGCGGUCUCCUUGCCAUCGACUGGUUCGGCAUCGUUCUGCACAUGGCCGGUUUUAUUCUUCUCUGCUCAGCUCUCAUCUUCAGCGGUUCCACUUGGGAGUGGUCGUCUCAUUCAGCGAUCGUAGCCUGGGUUUUCGUGGGUGUAAUAUACGCCAUCUAUAUUGCGCAGCAAUACUUUUGUCUUUUCACUAGCAAAGAACACCGAGCGAUUCCUGCAGACCUUCUCAAGAGCCGAACCGUAGCUCUCGUUGGCCUUGGGACAAUGGCUGCCGGCAGCUGUUACGGAAUCGCCUUGUACUACACACCAUUGUUCUUUGCCUUCACAAAGGGAGUCGAGCCAGUCGAUGCCGCUGUCCGUAUACUUCCCUUUAUCUUCACCUUCAUCAUCUUCAGCAUCGUCAUGGCCAGCAUGAUACCAGUAAUCGGUCGGUAUGCCCCCUUCUACGUGGCAGGUGGUGCCCUAGCAAUGAUCGGCGCCGGGCUUCAAACUCAAAUCACACCUCAGACCUCCGAGGCCAGAGUGAUGGGAGUCAGCACCCUCAUCGGGGCCGGGACCGGAUGCAUGUGGCAGACCGGAGUCGCCAUUAUGACACAGGCCGUACCCGCGAACCGCCGCCUCGACGUCACAGCUCUCUUCAUCAUGGUUCAGCUUGGCGGUAUCUCAGUCACACUCGCUCUAGCUGGUUGUGUCUUUUCGAACCUCGGCUUCAACCGUCUCCACAUGUCGCUUUCGGGGCUUGGAUACAACGAUCACGAUAUUCGGGAAGCUUUGGCUGGUCUCGACUCCAAAAUCUGGACGGCUGCGGAUCGUCGGGUGGUUGCGAUUGCCGUUCAAGAUGUCGCAAGUGUAAUUGCUGAUCUGCAAUUUGUGAUUGUGGCGGCGGGAGCUGUGGCUUUCCUAAGUGGCUGUUUUAUGAAGUGGGAGAAGCUGGGCUUUGGGAGGGCGAAGGCGUCUAAGUGA